AUGGAACCGGAGAUGAUCCACGUGGUCUGCAAGGCCGACAACCGCCAACACGCCGUGGUGAACAUUCCCUCGUCUCCAGACCACAACCUACCUCCCUCGUCUCUCCGUGCGCGACCGAUCCUUCUAGGAUUGACUUCGAACAACCUCAGUUACGCCCGUGGGGGAGAUCUACUGCAUUGGUGGAAAACGUACCCCGUCCCACCCACCGCGCCGGCCCCAUACAACGACCAGGCCUCCUGGGGCAUCGUCCCCGCAUGGGGAUACGCCACUGUCACCGAGAGCAAUGUCCCUGGGAUCAUCCCGGAUUCCCUGAUCUGGGGAUACUGGCCAACCUCCACGUCGCCCGCUCUCCUGCGCUUGGAACGCAGUGAGCCUGAAGGACACUGGGUUGAGGUUAGCAGCCAUAGACAACAGCUGAUGCCUAUAUACAAUCGCUAUGAAUGUGUACACUCUGAUGAAGAGAACGAGGCGGAUGAGAGGGCGUGGGGAACGGUUUUCCGAGGCGUCUGGGUCGCCGGAUACCUGCUCAGUGAGUAUGUGUUUUCUCCUGACCCGCGCGCACGAGAACCGGUUCAUCCGCUUGGCGACGCGAGUGGACUCCCCUGGUCUGCGGACGAUGCGGAUCUCUCGUCUGCUGUUGUGGUGGUUUUGGGGGCGUCGACCAAGGUUGCACGGUCGUUUUCGUGGUGUCUUUUCGAUAGGCCCAGGGAGAGUGGACCCUUGGGUUUGGUGCAGGUCACUUCGUCGCCUGGUGCGUUGCAGGAGGUGGUUGAUGGAAAAGGCUGGGCGGGUUGGUCCAAGACAUUGGCAUAUACGGAAAUCGACCGAGCAACUGAGUGGAUUGAGGGUCUGCAGCCGUCAAAGGUGGUGAUUGUAGACUGUGGGGCGCGGGACAAUGUCCUCAGUCGGAUAUGCCAGAAUGUUCAAGAGUCGGCGCUCCGGUCGUGCAAACCUGUCAUUCUGCAGGUGGGCAGUCAGCAGAAGGUGUACACGGCAGACGAAGUCCAGGCUGCUCGUGCAGCUAUGCAAUCGCUUGGAAAGAUCCAGUACAACACCUCUGGCAUCCAGGAUACAGUCAUCACCCGGGAGGGAGCUGCAAGGUAUUUCGGAGAGGUCUCGUGCAGGUGGAAGGAAUGGUUAGCACAUCGUGCCUCUGCCAUCCCUGACAUGGGUUUAGUCUAUGGACAGGGCAUUGCUGGAGAGAAUGGAAUAUACGGGGGAUGGGAGAAACUUUCCACUGGUGCAGUGCGCCCUGAAGAGGGAUUGGUUUAUGCCCUGUAG
Aspergillus mulundensis is the source of this 1281-nucleotide messenger RNA. RefSeq names its product DUF2855 family protein. The transcript has 3 exons. The coding region runs from base 1 to 1281 and encodes 426 amino acids. The record is from RefSeq and is a predicted model, not a curated record. NCBI's taxonomy places the organism in Eukaryota, Fungi, Ascomycota, Eurotiomycetes, Eurotiales, Aspergillaceae.